UGCGUGCUCCAAGAGCGUGAAAAAGUGUAUGUGGCUUGGAAGCGGAACUGUGAAUAGCGUAUAACCUUAAAGAAAUUCAUUAAACAUGUUACAAAAAUGUUUCAGAGCCUCCUAGUAAUUUUCCUUAUAGUAAAAAAUCUCAAUGAUGCUAUCAGGGAGGGUAGCAACUGUACGGGAUGAUAAUAUAUGGUUUAAACAAGUAUCUUACCUAGAAAAGGAUGGAAUGUGUACGCUUUUUUGAAACCUAACUGUCACACACACAGCGUUUUAUGUAUAGUCAUACAUAAAGACGAAGUGCCAGUAGAGUGCUAUUUGCUUUAGUCCAUACUUUGUAAAAGGAGAAUAGCGGACUGCUUUCUGUCCGUUUCAGACACAGUUGUUGUUCAGAAAAAUAAAUGAACAGUUAUCAUACAACACUUUCUCAGCUGACGUAAAUUGAGCUGAAGUGUUUUCUUUUUAAUUUAUUCGUUCACAACACGCCUUUUUCGCUCCAACAAGGAAGUGGUAAUAAGCAGUAGGAGCACACUAUCUGUUGUUCAGAAAAACGGACAACAUUCAGUAUGUCGAGCAACAAGUGCAAAAAUUGUGGUGGUACAGACAUAGAUGUCGACCCAGCCCGUGGUGAUGCUGUGUGCACCAGCUGUGGUUCUGUGCUGGAGCAUAGUAUAAUUGUGUCAGAAAUACAGUUUGAAGAUAAUGCACAAGGAGGAAGAGGGACAAUUGGACAGUUCGUGUCAUCUGAUUCAAAAGGUGGAGCCAGAAACUUUGGAGGGGCUUUUCAUGCUGGCUUCGGGAAGGAAUCAAGAGAGAUCACCCUACGCAAUGCUAAGCGAGCUGUUACUAACCUAGCCCAGCAGCUAAGGUUAAACCAGCACUGCAUUGACACAGCAUACAAUUUUUACAAGAUGGCACUGACAAGGCAGUUAACUAAAGGAAGAAAAAAUACUCAUGUUGUAGCGGCUUGUGUUUACAUGACUUGCAGAGUUGAAGGAACAGCACAUAUGUUGAUUGAUUUCAGUGAUGUGCUUCAAAUUUGUGUGUAUGAACUGGGACGUACAUACCUCCGAUUGUCACAAGCUUUGUGUAUCAACAUUCCAUCAAUGGACCCUUGUUUAUACAUUCUAAGAUUUGCAAAUAGACUAGAAUUUGGAGAUAAGACUCAUGAAGUUUCCAUGACUGCAUUGCGUCUAGUGCAGCGAAUGAAACGAGACAGCAUCCAUACUGGAAGAAGACCUUCUGGCCUAUGUGGUGCAGCUUUGUUGAUUGCUGCCCGACUACAUGAGUUCAGUCGCACAGUCUCUGAUAUAAUUAAAAUAGUAAAAGUUCAUGAAUCAACAUUGAAAAAAAGACUAAUAGAGUUUGGUGAAACACCUUCAAGUGCACUGACUCUUGAAGAAUUUAUGACAAUUGAUUUAGAAGAGGAACAAGAUCCACCAUCAUUUAAGGCAGCUCGGAAGAAAGAUAAAGAAAGAUUAAAGAUGUUGGAGGAGGAGGGUGUAGAAAAAGACUUUACAGAACUGCAGCGGGAGAUUGAAAAACUUCUUGAUGAAAGAAAUAACAAGAAGCGGAAAAGAAAAGUUAUAAUUGAUGCAGGUCCAAAUUCUGAUAAUGAAUGUGAAGAGGCUGAAAAUUUUAUUGUGGAAUCAACACUGGGAACAAUUGAGGGCUGUCUUACAGAUGAUGUCAACUGCUCAUCCAAUAGCGGCAAUGUUGUAGGAUUAGGACCAGACAUUGCCAGCAUGGGCUUAACAGGAUCUGUUGAUGAUCAUACACAGAAAGAGGCAGAAGAGGAAAAUGCUGAGUUGGAUCUCGAUGGAAUAGAUGAUGCUGAAAUUGACUCAUAUAUUAUGUCAGAAAAAGAAACUAAAUAUAAAGAUGAUCUCUGGAUGAAAAUUAAUGCUUCUUAUCUCGAGAAACAGAAAGAAAAAGCUGAAAAGUUGGCAAAGGAAAAAGAAGAAGGGAAGCCAGAAAAGAAGAAGAGAAAAUGUGGAAAUAGGAAAAUUAGAAUCCCACCUUCAAGUUCUGCAGGAGAAGCAAUUGAAAAAAUGCUGCAGGAGAAAAAAAUAUCAUUAAAAAUUAAUUAUGAUGUCUUAAAAAGCCUAAAUGCAAAAGAUGAAGGACAGCCUGAGAAGACGUCUGAAUCAACAACAGCUGGCUCAGCCAGCUCAACGCAGCUAGUAAAAUCUCUGCCUGCAAGGGAACUCACGAGUAAUAAAACACUCCAUACUAAAGUUGUUGAGAAAACAAAUGAGCUUCCAGUUGAAGUAAUUGAGGAUAAAGAUGAUGAUGUGACACCGGUUCCAGGUAGUGCAGAACAAUCAUCAACUACACUACAGACAACCGACACAGUUGAUGUCCAGGAUAUUGAAAUGGAUGAAGCGGAAGAUUUUGAAGAUGAACCUGAGCCUGAACCUGAGAAUAGUGAAAUAUCUUUGGCACAGAUGCUCAACCAUCAUAGAGAUGAUGAUGAAUAUUAUGGAGCUGAUGAUUACGAUGAAUACUGAGUGCAUGACAGUCUGUGAACCUGUCCUACAUGUUCAUCAAAAGGAGAUUGCAUGUCAUGGAUUUAAGGUAUUAAAAAGACAUAUGAAGAAAAUAAUGUAUAAAUACACUCAUUCCAAAAUAUUUUAUGUGUAUCAUUUUUUAUUUAUUUCAUAUGCCAUAUAUGAACUGAAAUACGAAUCAUGUUUUGUAAUACUUUGAUAAUUCACUCCACUGUGAAGCAUUGGAAUAAUGAAGAAUAAUUAUUUUUCAACAACAAA
This is a messenger RNA of Schistocerca americana (American grasshopper), 2762 nucleotides long. RefSeq names its product transcription factor IIIB 90 kDa subunit (gene Brf). The transcript has 14 exons. Lineage: Eukaryota; Metazoa; Arthropoda; Insecta; Orthoptera; Acrididae. Bases 561 to 2504 code for a protein of 647 amino acids. Gene Ontology annotation, molecular function: TBP-class protein binding; RNA polymerase III type 3 promoter sequence-specific DNA binding; RNA polymerase III general transcription initiation factor activity. The record is from RefSeq and is a predicted model, not a curated record. Gene Ontology annotation, cellular component: nucleus; transcription factor TFIIIB complex; transcription preinitiation complex. Gene Ontology annotation, biological process: transcription preinitiation complex assembly; transcription by RNA polymerase III; DNA-templated transcription initiation.